CUGAAGCUAUCACCUUGCUAAUCCUUGCUGUCCAAACUGGCCUCAUUGAGCUGCAGGUCAUCCACAGAGCCUUCCUCCUCUCUAUCGUCCUCUUUAUUGUUGCUGCUUCCAUCCUGCAGUCCAUGCUGGAGAUAGCUGAUCCUAUAGUCCUAGCCCUGGGAGCAUCUAGAGGAGUUUGUGGAAGCACUUCCGUGCAGUUUCUCUCUGUCUCUUCCUGCUGAUCUUUCCAGCGUACAUGGCUUAUAUGAUCUGCCAGUUCUUCCACAUGGACUUCUGGCUUCUCAUCAUCAUCUCCUCCUCAAUCCUCACCUCUCUCCAGGUUGCGGUGUGCGUGGUGUGCUAUGGUGUAUCAGAGACUGUAUUUGGCGAGUGGAGUGUGAUGGGAAGCACCAUCAUCUUGGUCCACUCGUACUAUAACGUCUGGCUCAGAGCCCAGCUGGGCUGGCAGAGCUUCCUGCUCAGGAGAGAUGCUGUACACAAGAUAAAAAGCCUCCCUACAGCUAGCAAUACACAGCUGGAGCAGUAUAAUGACAUCUGUGCUAUCUGCUUCCAGCAGAUGAAGCACGGCGAGGAAGAAAUAUGCUUUGAAACGAGUGUGAAAGACUGAUAACUUUAGGAUGCCAAGUCCUGAUGCACACUUAUAUGUAGACCUUGCUGCCACUCUGACCACAGAACGUGUUUGUCCCCAGUGUGCUAUAACCUUGCAACCAAUGUGUUUUUUCUACCUUGUGUUUUUUCUUUUGGGGUUAUAUUUACACUAAUGUCAUUUUUUACUAGCAAUGAUCCAAAGCUGUUCUGUGGAUGUCGGCAACCAAAUACCCUCUGAUGUCUGUGUACGAGGAAACGGCCCAAUCUGUUUGUGUGUAAUGAACACAAAUGUUGCUCUGUACGUAAUCUAUAUUAAACCAGAGGUGUGUUGAUAAAUAUAUAUAUAUAUACAUAUACAUAAGUAAGACGAGGGCUUGGUUUCUCCAAAGUUUCCUUUCUUUGUUUCUUCACGUGCCUGAGAGCAAAGAGAAUUUUUGGAUAAGAAGCUGCUGGGAAAUCAAGCCCUCUGAUCUGAGACCAGCCAGUGUUGCUGCUUCUCCAGUCUAUAUGACGCAUCUUUUAAGCUGGUGUGAUCACUCUGCUGCCCUCUACUGUUAGGAGUGGGCUCAGCAUGGAGACGCAUUAAUUAGCGCUCAGCAGUAUUACUUACUAGCACUAUUAUUAAAGGUCUUAUUAGUAUGAAUGACCAUAUUCUUGACAUUGGGAAGCGUGGGCUGCAGGGUUGAGAAUGAAUACACGAUCAGUGUAGGAUCAAACCUGACCAACGCUGCUUUGACUUUUUGUGUUUAUUUUUUUAAAGAGAUGAAAUGGAGAGUUUGAUGUAUUUUGCACAUGUUCUUCUGAAAGGUGAACCUAAGGGAUUUUCUGUACACACCUUCUUAUUUUAAUACCAACACCAUUCCUUUGACAUUGAUUUUUUUUUUUUCGAACUGCUGUUCGAUACUGUUGCCUCUGACUGACAGAUGUGUAGAGAUGAAUUGUAGUUGUGGGGCUGCUCUCCCCGACACUCCCUGCAGAUUUUGGUUUAAGAUGAAUUGUUUUUGUCCAUUGAGUUUGUCCAAACACAGCUUUAGGACCUGCUCUGUUUAAUCUGGCUCUCAGUGCCAUUUCUUU
Molecule: messenger RNA, 1662 nt
Organism: Oreochromis niloticus (Nile tilapia)
Lineage: Eukaryota; Metazoa; Chordata; Actinopteri; Cichliformes; Cichlidae
Product: RING finger protein 145-like
Exons: 4
Coding region: 236-607 (123 amino acids)
Biological process (GO): ERAD pathway; proteasome-mediated ubiquitin-dependent protein catabolic process
Cellular component (GO): endomembrane system
Molecular function (GO): ubiquitin protein ligase activity
Source: RefSeq, a predicted model, not a curated record